GAUAAAAGACAUGCUUGGCCUUGGCAAGUCUUGGUCACCCCGAACCCUAUCAGAUGACAUAAGAAAGUGGACACGAUUCUUGUAGGCUUACAGUCCCCAGUUUAAACACAGAUCCUUUAAAUUCAAAACAUGAUAAGCACUUUUACAAAUGGGGUCUAGCUUACAAAAAGGACUCUAUGUUGGACUAGGAUUUGCUACUUGCCUUGUCAGCCAACUUUUGAGAAAAAUGCGCUGAUUUAAACAGAAUGAGAGUCCCUUGUUUCGAGAACAUUUUCUAGAAAUCCAGGACACAAAAAUCUUCUCCUUGUUUGCAGUUCUUUCUGAUAUUAAGUACCUUGUGCUUUGACAAAUCUAAUACCCCAGUCCGCUUGCCGUCUUACCAAAAGAAGAAAACAGAGAGUCAUUGCACGAGACCUGUCCUAAUUAUAUUCUUGCCCAGGACCAAGUUCGCUAUUUGUGGUCACUCAGAGACACUCCGGAGAGAUUCUGACAGCCUGGUGAGGUCACACGCUGUGCCGUGCUGUCCUGCUGCGUCGUGUGACUUCAGCACAAGACACAAGAUACAUCUCCUUGUUAGCAGUUUGACGGUUGCUGCUGGUGUGUGUUAGUCUUCCUGGGGUCACCCACAGAGACAGAGACAGUCCAGCCAGGCAGGCAGAGACGAGUGAGUAGCUCGAGCUCGAACGUGCGUGUGGUGUAUCCUGUUGUGGACAUCUUCCGGAACAGCAGCAUGUUCGUCCUCACAGCUGUGGUGGUGUGUGUGCUGACCGUGUUGCACGGGGUGGAGCCUAAGGCUCUUCGGGACACCCUGGAGCAGCACAGGGUAGAGACACGACCAAGUACAUGCUGUACACCCGUGAGAGUAAGACCAAGGAGGUCGUCCUGGACGCCAGACACCCCGACCAACACGCCACGGUCUGGACCAACUACAAAUCGAGACCCACCAAGUUCCUGGUGCACGGCUUUCUCGAUAGCGUCCUGGUGAAUCCGUGGUUGAAGGCAUGGACCCAGCCGGCCCGUACUUCGAGGACACGGACAAGGUUGUGAGACUGGACUCCACUGACGCCACGUUCGUGGACAUUGUCCACACAGACGGUGACGUCAUCCUGCACCUCGGCUUUGGCCUCAAACAACAGAUAGGCCAUGCAGACUACUACCCUAAUCUAGGUCACGACCAGCCAGGCUGUCAGAAGGACCCGAUUUCUCAAAUUGCAGACAACGGGGUGGUGCAAG
Messenger RNA from Aplysia californica (California sea hare), 1233 nucleotides. Its product is annotated as pancreatic triacylglycerol lipase. Gene Ontology annotation, biological process: lipid metabolic process. The record is from RefSeq and is a predicted model, not a curated record. Lineage: Eukaryota; Metazoa; Mollusca; Gastropoda; Aplysiida; Aplysiidae. Gene Ontology annotation, molecular function: protein binding; triacylglycerol lipase activity.